Apis dorsata (giant honeybee) is the source of this 2979-nucleotide messenger RNA. RefSeq names its product centromere/kinetochore protein zw10 homolog (gene Zw10). Gene Ontology annotation, biological process: mitotic cell cycle; mitotic spindle assembly checkpoint signaling; endoplasmic reticulum to Golgi vesicle-mediated transport. The coding region runs from base 117 to 2282 and encodes 721 amino acids. NCBI's taxonomy places the organism in Eukaryota, Metazoa, Arthropoda, Insecta, Hymenoptera, Apidae. The transcript is spliced from 10 exons. The record is from RefSeq and is a predicted model, not a curated record. Gene Ontology annotation, cellular component: chromosome, centromeric region; nucleus; RZZ complex.
AAUAUUGUAUAAAUAUUAUUAUACAAAUUAGAUAUAUUUAAUAUUAAGUUAAUAGUGAAACAAUUAGCUAGUCUUUAAUUCUAAUAAUCUAAAUAUUUAAAAAAAAUUUUAUCAAUAUGACAUCAUUUUUAACUGAUGUAUUAGUUACAGCAGGAAAAUUAGAAAAAAUUAAUUUACAUGAAAAAAUAUCAGAAAUACAGAAAGAAAUAACAAAAUUAAAAUAUGAUGUCAAAGAUUUCAUGGAUGAUAAUUAUGUUGAAUUUACAUCAAAACUUACAAGAGAUCAGCAUUUGGUAUUAAAAGGAGAAAAAUUACUUGAGGAAAUGAAUGUAUUGCAAAAGAGAAUAGAUGAUCAUGUCAAAAUAGAAUUAUCUGGUUCCACAAAAGAAUUAAAAACUCUUUCUCAAGCAUUAAAAGAAUCAAAUAUUAUGUUACAACUUUCUAAUCAACUUUUAAAUUUACAUGAAUGUAUUAAAUCUAUUAAAAAUUAUCAAGAAGAAAAACUAUAUGUGAAAGUAGCUAAAACAUUAUGUCAUAUGCAAACUAUUUUGUAUAAUUCACAAACUGAUUUACGUGAUCUUGAUAUUUAUACAGCAAUUGAAGAAGAAUAUUUAAAUCUUUAUACAUCUUUUUUAUCUGAUACAUUGUCAUUAUUACAUGAGCGAAUUUGUUGGACAGGUAUUGAUGAUCAAAAUGCAAAAGCUGUUUCAUUAAGUAUAAAAAAUGAAUUCGAUGAUAUACAAGAUUUAAUUCAAAGUUUGCAUCAUAUUGAUAAUCUCUCAAAUCAUUUGCAUAAAUUUUCAAUAACACUUAUGGAUUAUAUAAUUAAUCCAAUUAUUAAUGACGAUUGUUCUGUAUAUGUAAUUGGUGAAAAAGUUUUCACAGUCGAAAUAUUUAAAAAAAAGAAAUCGUCUGGUUAUAAAAGUGUGCUAUAUAAUUUAGAAUUAUUGUUUAAGUUUCUUCAUCAGCAUUUUCAAUUUACAAUUUAUGAUGAUAAAACAUUCCUGAAAGAAAUACAACCUCAUUUGCUUGAACAAUUGUCAAUAUCAUUAAAAAAUGAUUGUAUCUCACGAAUUACACCAACAUCAAGUGCCGAUUUAAAAAAUUUCACACCUAUUGUUCAGGCAAUCAAUGAUUUUCAAUACUUCUUGGUUAAAAUUGGUUUUAUUACAAAUGAUCAACUUUUUUUAUCAGAAUAUACAAAGGAUAUUGAUAAACUCUUUAUAAAAAAAAUUUGUCAAGAUUUAUUAGCAAAAGCACGAAAUAUUAUGAAGAAAGAUUUACAUGAUUCUAUUAUAUAUGAACCACAGGAACCACUUGAAUUUUUAGAAGAUACAGAUGAUUACAAUGAGAUAAAAAUUAAUAAAAAAAUUAAUGACAAUACUUUUCAGCUUCCAAAAUGCCAAAUAAGUAAAAAUGCAAAAGAAAUACUAGAUCUCGCAAGAAAUAUCUUGGACGAAGCUUGUUGUAGUUCGGAUACGUGUGCGAUACAAUUAUUUUAUACGUGUAGAAACUUUUUUGAAAUGUAUGCAGGAUUGGUACCAGAACAUCAUCGAAAAUUUUUAGAAACGAUACCGCAACAAGUUGCUAUGUUUCAUAACAAUUGUAUGUAUCUUGCACAUCAUCUUCUCACAUUAGGAUUCGAAUAUAAAGAUAAAUUACCGAAAUCCUUGCAAAAUCUUAAUUUAACUUUUGCGGAUCAAGUAUUAGUAUUAAGAGAUGUUGGAUCAUCAUGUUUUUUAGAACAUAUGAAAUACCAACGAAAUAUUAUUUUUGAUAUUCUUAAAGAAUCUGGUUUAUCUGCAUUGGGUCAAACUUCUGAAUUGCAUCCUAAUACUGAACGUGCAAUGAGACAAUGUAAUAGGCAAUUAGAAUUACUGAAAACAGUUUGGCUAGAUGUAUUACCUGAGAACAUUUAUUGUAGAGCUGUAGGAUGCAUUAUGAAUUCAAUGAUUGAAGAUUUAAUAAUCAGAGUACUAUCUGUUGAAGACAUUCCAGCUGAUGUUGCAACUGAAUUAGUAACAUUAUUUAAUUUAAUUGUUAAGCGUGCACCACAAAUAUUUCCGGAUCAUCAAAAGAUUUAUCAAUAUGUUAAAAAAUGGGAAAAAUUUUUAGAAUUAAUUCAAGUAUUAGGUGCAUCACUCAAAGAAAUCGAAGUUAGAUGGGAUAGUGGUAAAGGACCACUAGCACGAGAAUUUACAGCAUCCCAAGUUAAACAAUUAAUUAGAGCAUUGUUUCAAAAUACUGAACGCAGAUCAAAUUUAUUAAUUAAUAUAAAAUAAUAUUAAAUUCAAAAAUGUAUAUAUGAAAUAAAUGAUUUGCAUUUAUUAAUUUUUAUAACAAAUUAUCAUUAAUGUUAACAAUUGAUAUGAAAAAAUAAUAUGAUUAAAUUCAUUUUAAGUUAUAUUUGUUACUUGAUUAUAUUGUUAAUGUUAACAUAUCUUUUAAGAUUUUUAAAUUUUGUUUUUGUAUUUAUAUUGUAAUACUUACGUUAAUACCCCAAAUAUUACCGAAAUUAUUGACAGGGUAUAAAAAUGUAUAAAAAUCAUCAUUUAAACAUUUUUUUCAUGUAUUCAUUAGAAUACGAAUUACUACCUAUUAGUUAUGUAUAAACUUUGAAUAUACCAAUGAUAUUCAAAUAUUGUGAUUAUUGCAAAAUGUUUUCAAAUUUUUUUAUCAAUCCAAAUAAGAAAUCGAUAAAUAUUGAAAAUUCUAAAAAAGUAGGCAAGCAGGCAAGCAGGGUGGUGGAUAGUAGUGAGAGCAAAUCAUUUAAUUGAUAUCCAAUUUCAUAUCAUUUACAGCAAUGGCAAACAUUAUUACCACAAUUUUCUUCUUUCACUUGAAUAUCCAUAUAAAUACUCCAAAGUUUCCAAAUGCAAUACUAUUUCUGCACAUAUAUUCCAAGGCCAUAGUUUGAAUUAUCUAUAAUAAAUCAAUUUUGCAGCUUCUUAAACUUUGAUUUUGCAAGCCGUAUAAAAA